AUGUCUGAUGUAGAGACAUCAUCCCGCAAGAGCCUGUCGGGCCGCCGACCGAGCUUCUCUUCGAUCCGAUCGCGCCUGCGCAAGCCCAGUCUCAAGAUGGGUAAGAGCAAGUCUCGCGCUGGCGACGACACCGCGCUCGACUCCGAGGAAGAAGAUGCAUCGGCAGACCGCAGCAAACGCUUUUCGAUGGCUUCCGACAAAUCGGUCCCGCCGCUCCCACCUCUGCCUCCACAAGUAACACAGCAGAGCCCCAGCCGUCCGAGCUUCACCGAGCAGUCGCGGUCAGCUUUGGAUCCUUCAGCUUCUGACAAUCACCUCGCCGACAAGAGAAGUUCCGUACUGAGCACAUCCUCUGCCGGCCAAGCGGCACCUGCACCUGAAGGCGAUGUGUCUGCCUUGGCACGCUCCGCACUCGGCAUGACCCUUGGCGCACAUACGUCCGAGGCGUCGCGGCCCGCCGGUGCCAACACGCCGGUCGCACAAGACGCAUUCAAGGAGACCAUCAACAUGACCAUGCUCUUCUUUGGCGGUACCGUGCUGGCCGCGUUGUUCGUGGCCAAGUAUAGCAUUCUAGCCGCAGCGACCAUCUCGAUCUGCAGCGGUCACAUCCUCUACAAAACCUUGACUCAGCGGGCAGACGACGCCAAAUGGGCGCUCGAGAUGCAAGCCGCAACCCAGCGCGCAGCCGGCUUGAACGAGGGCGAGGAGUCGGUCGAAUGGCUCAACAAGGCGCUCGCAACCGCGUGGCCGCUGAUCAACGCCGACUACUUUGCUCCGCUCGUGGAUCUGCUCGAGGACAGCCUGAUGACGCAGGUGCCCGGCGUCGUUCACAACGUCCGCGUCGAAGACAUGGACCAGGGCUCCAUCCCGCUUCGAGUCAAGAGCUUCCGCGUUCUUCCCUCCGACGAGUCGGCCUUCUUGCAAGGCGCCGUGGCGCAGGCGCGCAAGGAUGCCGGUCAAUCUGGCGCGGACGUGCCUUCGGGCUCGAACGAUGGCGACGCUGAUGACCCAGACACGGGCGUAGAUGUGGGCGACCACGUCAAUCUCGAAGUCACCUUCACCUAUCGAGGCGCCACUACCAAGAAAGGUCUCUUCCGCACUGCCACAAACAAUGCCUCGAGUCAGUCCAAGGCAUCCGGGAACGUCGCAGCGGGUCACCAGACUGAGUCCGACGACGAGCUCGAUCAGCUCAAGGACGUGCCGACCGAACGUAUUCACAUGUUACUGUACCUCAGCGUAGGAUUGCAGAAGAUCGCCGCGGUCGACAUCCCCGUGUGGAUCGAGAUGGUCGGUAUCGAGGGCAAGGCGCGCGUACGCCUCCAGAUGACACCUGUCGCUCCUUUCGUCAAGCAUGCGGCCGUCACGUUUGUGGGAGCACCCAAGCUGGAGAUCUCGGCGAAGCCGUUGGGCAAGAAGAUGGUGAUCGAUGCCAUGAACCUGCCGCUCAUGUCCUCCUACGUUCUCCACGCAGUCGAGGAUGUCAUCAAGGGCUUCAUUGCGCCUCUCUCCUACACAGUUGACGUUGCCGGUCUGCUUGGUGCUGGCGACGGCCCGCAAGACGUUUAUGCCGUUGGCGUCAUCUGCUUCGUCCUUCACCAAGCCGAUGAUUUGCCUGCGGCCGACUCCAACGGCCAGAGCGAUCCCUUCGUCCAGGCCUCGUUUGCGCGAGCUGGAAAGCCGCUCUUCACGUCGCGCAUCAUCCGCAAGCGGCGCGACGCGGUGUGGCAAGAGACGGGCUUCCUGCUCGUUUCACCCGACGAGGUGCGCGACCACGACCGCUUGCGCUUCACCGUCUUCGACGCCGAUCGUUUCUCCUCGGACGACCCGCUCGGCAAGAUCGAAAUUUCGCUGCACCGACUUAUCCGCAAGUUCCGCCCAGACGGUGUCGGCCGCAGCACCAAUCUGCUCGAGACGCGCACCGAUCAGCUACUGCCGAUGAGAAAAGGCGCUUCGGUCCAAGGUACCCUCAAAUACAGCGUGGGCUUCUUUGGGCUCGCCCAUGCUCCCGGUGCCGGUUUUGCCCCUUCGCGACGAAAGCUGCUUCGUGGCAUCACCACGACUGCUGCCGAUGACGCUGGCUCCAUCGAUCUCGUGUCUCCGGCUCACGGCGAGAGCCAGGCCGCUGACGACAAGAUCUUGCCUCCGAUCCCGGGGCAGGCAGCGUCGACGUCCGAAUCGGGAGCAGACGAUCUGAGCGCGUACAUGACUGGCUUCGAUCGUUUUGUCCACGGGCUUGGCUUGCCCAUGGACAACGAAACGCUACGCAAGAGGAAGCUGCGCAAAGAGCGUGUUCAAAACUUGGCGAGUAUGAUCGAAGGUGCAAAGCUAGCCACCGUUGACCCUCCUACCGUCGAAUUGCCUUCCGGCAUUCUGGCGUUCCACAUCCACUCGAUCACGGGCCUUGAAGUGCCUGGGACGCAAAAGUCGCUGGGUGGCUCGUCGAAGCGACUCUCGCAAAAGUCGAGGAACGGCCCGGCGCCGACCGACGAGAGCCAAGCCGAGGGCGGAUCGGCAGGGAAGCUUCCGUCUUCUUAUGUGCAAGUCUUCCUCAACGACGAGGCCAUCUUCCGCACCAGGACCAAAUCGCUCAACCCAAGGCCAUACAUCAAUGCAGGCAGCGAGCGCUUCGUCGGUGACUGGACGACGGCACGGAUCGACUUUACAGUGCGCGACGCCCGCAUGCGCGAGAGCGAUCCGAUCCUUGGCUGUGUCGGGCUGCGUCUCGCCGAUGUUCUCACAGAAAGCAGCCGCACCACCGGCUGGUACACGCUCACCGGCGGACUCGGCUACGGCAAGAUCCGGAUCACGCUUCUCUUCCGCAGUGUCGAGCUGUCGGUGCCGCGACCGCUGCGCGGAUGGAAUGUGGGCAUCGUGGAGGUGGCGAGCAUCAAAGCGACGGGCGUUCCUCAAUCCCUGCUCGACAAGAAGCCUGCUCACAUCUCGCUCGAGACGGUCGGCGGCAAAGUGAGCACCGACGAUGUUGAUGCGGCCGAGGACUACGAGUCAGGCAUGGGCGAAGACGCUACUGUCAGCUACGCGUUCCCGCUCAAGGAGCCUAUCCGGCUGCCCGUGCGCCAAAGAUAUCCGAACUCGCUCUACAUCAGCCUGCGAACCGACUCUCGCAUGCCUGGGCGCACGCACCACCAUGCCUGGGCGUUUGUGCCGCUGAACCGCAUCUCGGACGAGACGCGGAUCCAGCGUCGUCUGCGGCUGUUCGAGACGUCGGAUUGGGAUCGCGUGGAGCAAGACGUGCUACGCGCCACGAGCGAUCCUGAGCUGCUGCAGACAGAAAAGGAGACGCCGAAAGCCAAGCUGCUGCCGGCGCUGGAAGAGAUUUGUCGUACAGGCUCGGCAGUAAUCUCGGACGAAGCGCUCCGGGCUGCGCAACUGCGAGCGGUAGGCUGGAUCGAGAUUGACAUGAUCUUCCACCGCGGCAUUGCGCCUGAGCAUCGCUCGUGCACCGCGGGCGAUAACGAGAUGCGAUUUGCGUACGAUACGUACAUGACGCUUCAGGAUGCAGGUGAGCGCGCCCGCCCGCGCACGCUCGCCAACGAGCGACUGCGCCAGUCGAGUAAAGCUUCCAAGCUCACAGUCAACACGGCGGGAUCCGUCGCGCCUGGCGCCGAGGGAGGGGAGCCCGUGCGACCUCAGACGCACCGAAGGAUUCUAUCCAACGCAUCUGCUCGCGGCCUUGUGACCGAGGAGCCCGGAUCGCUAGGAGAGGACGGCGACGGCGGCGACGGGGACGAAGACUCGCUGUACGCGCUGUCUCUGACCGAAACCGAGCUGGAUCAACUGGCUGACGAGGAUGCGGACUCGGACAGCCCCGAAGGACGCCGUGCCAGGGCGAGGGCUCUGCAUCGACACGAACGAGGCGCGGCGCAAGUCAAGGGCUUCCGAACGCUCACGUGGAUGAAGACCAACGCCGAAGACGGCAUGGCCAAGAUGAAGCGACAGUUUGGCAAGCAGUCGAAACGCAUGGGCAAGAUGGAGGCUGAAGGCAUCUCGCACUUUUAA
Moesziomyces aphidis is the source of this 4017-nucleotide messenger RNA. NCBI's taxonomy places the organism in Eukaryota, Fungi, Basidiomycota, Ustilaginomycetes, Ustilaginales, Ustilaginaceae. The record is from the annotation of a GenBank genome assembly.